UGGGUUUGCGUUCGCCGUUUAGCCGACUCUAGGUGUUGUGACUGUAACAGGCCUGUGGUUCAACGCGGCUCGUUUCUCAGUGACCGCAGAGUGAUGGUCCAUUGAUUGGGGUGGGGUGAUACAGGCAUUCAAUUGUUGGGCGCACAUAAUCCGCCUCAUACGAGCGUGUGUUCCUUACGGAAAUAUCGCACCUCCGGAUCGCCUCGUUCAGUCAUGGACACUCUGCCUCGAGAGCUCCUUGAUGUAGUGCUCGAACAACUUGCGGCGUAUAGCUUUCCUGAGAGCGCACGCUUUUCAGUCCUUGACGACGCAUCGCGACAAGGCAUACUGACAGCACGACUGGUUGGACGUUGUUUUCGCGAUUCGAAGACGUUGAACGAGCUCUUUGUUGCUGUGUUGGAGGAGACGCCAUUCACGUGGUAUCGCAAUCAGAUGCCGACACUGGUCGAGGUAUCCCGAUCGAAGAUGGCUAGCCGAAUGACGACGCUGUCGCUCUGUGGUAUGAAUCUGCAGCCAUGGCAGCAUGAUGCAAGUUCGGAUCUUCAGUCUGAUCGGCCAGUCAUAGCGCCUCUGCCGAAAGAUCUCUCGACUGUGCUGCGGAGAUUUGUUCAUGUCAAGCACCUCCGAUAUUAUCCGAUAUCGCCCAAGUGUUUCCACAAGAUCUGGCCAGGUGGCGUAUGUGGGCUUGACGAUGGUCCAGCACCGAAAUGGGGAUAUCCGCCUGACGACGUAGGUGUCCACUCCUGGCUGUGCCGGCAACAGGAGCCUACCUGGAUCUGUGGCAACACGAUGACCGACGUUGUGGAAGCAGGUCUAGCUUUGGACAGCGUGACGUUUCCUCUUUUUGGAAACAGGUCAUCGUAUUGUGGUGUCGAGGUCGCCGCCGCCUACUUCCCUCCAGCAUUGAAGCGCCUUACGAUCUCGCUAACUGACCGUUUCCAUGAUGUCGCCUUAUUCGAGCCUUGGCUUAGGACUCUGGAGAGUCUUACAUUCUUAGAAAUUGCCAUCUCGAGAAACCCAGAAAGUCUGAGACCGUGGAACUCCUUUGCGAGCUGUCGGCGGCUAACGGAUACCAACGCACCGAGUGCCAACUACCAGCUCUCGAGGCUCGAGGAGUUUCGGCUCAUGUCCGACAACCAGAACUGCUUCAGCGAAUCCGACUUGCUAGUGGGCUUGGAUCUGUUUCCCAAUUUGCGAAAGCUGGGACUGGCGCAUAUACUGAUCAAGUCUCAGCUCAACAAUGCGGCUUCCUGGAACAGCUUUGUCAAGCGAUUAAUCCCGAGAGGCUUGGAGCGACUGUGGCUGUUGGACCCGCGCGAUGUUUGGACAGAUGGGAUUCAAGGCGAACCUGGGCACUACGUGAUGGAGAAGUACUGGGGUGAUGACAGCUUCAGGGCUGCGGCGCAUGAUGUUCGACUGGUCGACACCAAGUCGCUGUGGGUAGAGAACCAAGAGCCACCCAAGAGGCGGAACUUUGACUAUCCUGGCUUCGCCAUCUUCCACCAGGGUUGAUUUUGUGACUUCAAGGGCCUGGGGAGCAGCUGUAAGAUAGCAAUGCGGACA
Macroventuria anomochaeta is the source of this 1563-nucleotide messenger RNA. RefSeq lists its product as uncharacterized. The transcript has a single exon. The record is from RefSeq and is a predicted model, not a curated record. Bases 214 to 1512 code for a protein of 432 amino acids. NCBI's taxonomy places the organism in Eukaryota, Fungi, Ascomycota, Dothideomycetes, Pleosporales, Didymellaceae.